AUGUUGGCCGACCAAUGUAUCACGGUGGAUGAUGAAGGUUGGUUCCGAUGGUGGACUCUAGCCAAUGUGCUGUCAGUUGAGAGUACCGACGCCGAAUUAAGUAGCAGUCGACGCUGUUUGCAGGUCUUUAGAAUGGGGAGUGACCUAAGUCGGUAUCCGUGGAAAGCGCAUUCGUUGGCGGCUCUAAACAACGGUCAAAGUCUGUUAGUUGCGGGUGCACACAAGGUUAAAUUACUUCGUCGUGUUCGUAUCAAGCCACGCGUACUCGCCGCAAGUGCAGUGUUAUUCAACGAGGCUUCGUUAACGAUUGCGACUGCUACUGAUCGAGAGAUUCGUGUGUGGGACGCUGCUUCGGGUUCAUUGUUGCGUUCGUAUCGAGGGCUUGUGGGUGCAGAUAUCACGUGUGUGGAUUUGGAUUCUAGACAGCGGAAGCUUGUCGUUGGAGCACAGAAUGGAGAACUUGCAGUGGUGAAUUACUUGAACGGAGCUGUACUGGGACGAUGGACGCCUCACGGACAGCAAGUCUCGGCUCUGUUGUACUGUAAAGAAGACCAUACAGUUCUUACGGCGUCAUGGGACCGAUCACUGCGUCUAUACGACGAUGACGCCCCGAAAACAGGAGGAGUUGCAGCUCAAAACGUACUGCUGCGUUGCAUCACUGAGGCCCACGACAGCGACAUUAAGUGUCUCGCUUACUGCCACGCACUAAGUCUCGUUGCUAGUGGUGGUACGGACGGUGUGAUCAAAAUAUGGGACUACAUCUACUUCCUUCUUGAAGACACGUGCACUCCACCAUUGAAUGUACUUGAGUUUAUUGAACCGUAUCCAUUGCUCCUUUCGGGCCAUGAAAGUGGACAAGUGUGUGUAUGGAGCUUGGCGCCUUCAAAGCCUACGGUACUUCUGCUGUGCUUCUACCCAUUCCACAUGACGCCAGUAAAACCCGUGGAGCAAGCUCCAGCGUCUUCGUCCCCGUUGACAACUGCCAAACUUAAUAGUCCUGUCACAUGUUGUCGAACUUUUUACGAUGAGACUGGCGGAGAACAACUAGCUGCAGGGAUCGAUCGUGGCAGAUUUUUACUAUUCGCUUCGAGUUUUAACGGCGAGGUGAUUGCGUGCGAUAUUUCCAAGCUGAUCCUCGCUGCACAUGUCCGAGCUUUUUGCGAACAGAACAUGCCUUCUAGAUACGAUCGAGCGUAUAAUCCACGUCGACGCUUUCUUCGACAGGGCAAACACGCAAAACGUCUUCGCAAUCGACACACAGAUAGCAACGCAACAGGAAAUCCAGAGGCCAAACCGCUUCAUGUGGACGAAACAGACGUCGUGUGUACACAUCGAUGGACAGCGCAUCGCGGAAAUGUACGAAGCUUACAGAUUGUCGCCGAGCCGCGUGGUGUGAUAACGUGUGGUAGUGAUAAAGGGGUUUACGUUUGGGACUUCCAAGGCCGACGAAUGGGUAGUUUGGGCACUGGAAUGCCACCAGUUGGGAAGAACACAGUUGAUAAAACAACGACUGACAUUGAUCCCAAUAUCUGGCGUUGGGAAGUGGAUGUUACGAGUGCUGCAGCACUCAAACGAAAGCAAGCACAACAAAUUUGGGACGAAUUGAAAGGUACCAAACUCAAGUCAUUAGCGUUAAAACAGCAGUCUAUGACGCUACUCGAUCGAGAACGGAAGCGAAAUGAGCAACAGCCACAAGAGAGUGGUACCCUUAAUCAUUCACGUCGAUUAUUUGACCAACUAGCAGGCAAAACGACGUGGAAGAAGAGUGAUCUUCAGCUGGCUAGACAAGCAGCUUGGGAGAAGGAACGAGUCAAGUUCCAGCAACGUAUGAAGACGAUCAUGAGGCGGAAAGAUGCCAAGAGAAAGAAGGAAGAACAGAGAAUUACUGAGGACAACCAGCAUGAAGGUACGGUUUCCGGUCAUGGAGAUGUAAGCGACUCACUCGGAAAGCUCGAGGUGUUGGGUGCAGUAGAUGCCGACGACCCGCACAUGCUCCUACCAACACUACAAAACCCUGUUCAAGAACUUCCUUUUGCGGAUAAAGACAACUGGGCUGUGGGGAGUCUGAACCGAGAAAAGCAAAUGUACGAGCACUUCCAUCGUGAAAAUAUCCGUCGCUCUAACAAGCAGAUAGCAGGAAGUAGCGGACUUCUACGACAAAAACGACUUGAAUGCUCGAUAGCGACGAUGGACUUGACACCGUCUGCGUUCUUACUCGAGAAACUCGGGGUGAGCUGCAUAAUUCAUGAAAACGUUGAUCAGGGGCCACCACCUCGACGUAAAAAAACGAUAAAGAAGCUUUGUCCAAAGCGCGUUACAGCACUUGCAAGAGCUCGUUCCUUGGCUUCAUUACCAGAUCGACCCAAUGAAAUCUUCAACAAGUCUGCGCCUACGCUAGUCUCAAGCGUCAGUACUAGUGUUUUAAAGCGGCGAAGUCUUCUCUCCACGCUUUACAAACAAUACGACGAGCUGCUUGACGAUGACCACAUGAAACCAAGCCUUCAUCCGAUUCGAAGGCACCCGAAGUCUGCGCUCACGACAGCAGAUCGAGGUCCACAGCUCCGUCAAAAUACACCUUCGUCUAGUUCCGCUGGAGCGAUUCGGUCUUCAGCAAAGCCCCAAUCGCCCAAGAAAGAGCUCAAAUCGGCCAAGAAGGUACGCAUCCGCUCAGAUGCGGCGCUGAUGCGGCAGGAACGCUUCGGUCAGUACUCGCGCGAUGAUAUCGUCAACAUUUAUCGCACGUUCAGCAAAUUGGAUCAAGAUGGGAGUGGCGCCAUUACGAUACGUGAAAUAGUAGGCGGUAGCGGACUCUUCUCGGGGACUCAUAUGCAAGAUAACAUUGGCAGUAUCUUCAGCAGCAUCGACAAGGAUCAAAGUGGACUCAUCGACCUCGCAGAGCUUUGUACUGUUGUAUUUGGAGACGCACCUCCCGAAGUUCUAGAGGAGAUUCUACGCUUGUGCCGACUAUUGGAGUUUGUAGAGAAGAACCGGCGACUUUAUGACACGGACAAUAAUGGCGACAUUGAUGCUAGUGAACUGCUUGAGGCUCUUCGUUAUAACGACCGGUUCUACGAGAGCGAUCGUCGUGGAUCGACACAGCUUACGAAGGAGGACGUCGCACGCAUUAUUUUGUCGUUUGAUGCAAAUGCCAACGCCACUCUCGAUCUACAGGAGUUCAUCGAACUUUUCCGUGAAGACGCUUAG
This is a messenger RNA of Phytophthora infestans T30-4, 3204 nucleotides long. RefSeq lists its product as uncharacterized. Gene Ontology annotation, molecular function: protein binding; calcium ion binding. Bases 1 to 3204 code for a protein of 1067 amino acids. The transcript has 6 exons. The record is from RefSeq and is a predicted model, not a curated record. Lineage: Eukaryota; Oomycota; Peronosporomycetes; Peronosporales; Peronosporaceae.